Spodoptera littoralis (African cotton leafworm) is the source of this 10500-nucleotide messenger RNA. The record is from the annotation of a GenBank genome assembly. NCBI's taxonomy places the organism in Eukaryota, Metazoa, Arthropoda, Insecta, Lepidoptera, Noctuidae.
AUGGCCAACGAAAUUAACGACCUGAAAAGGAUUUCAUUACUUGUAUUGAUCGCUAUCCCUGCGAUAGCGUCCGUGAAUAUUAACUGCAAUGGCAAGGCUUUCCACUGCGUCAAUUCUACACAUUUCAUGAUAUGUGUUGAUUUGGGUGGCGGCCUAUCGACUACGAUUGAUGACUUCGUUAUUCCGUGUCCAGCGACCACAGUAUGCCACGGAAAUAAUAUUUUCGAGUGUGAGUUUCCCAAGAUAGAAGAAACUCUACCACCACUCCACGUUAUUGGAGUUGAAAAGCAAAGUGAUAUUAGUGAAACAACAUUAGUGACUAACAGUGUAACUGAACCGAUGCCAACAAGACGUGAUACUGUAAGUGUAUUUAACGAUACGGUACUAACUACAGCAACACCAGAAGAAGAACUUGUGUUAAAUGCAUUUCUAGUAGAAAAUAAUAACGAAACCACAGGAGCCAAUACAGACAAUACUACCGUAAUUAAUUUUCAAGUAAAUUCGAAUUUAAUUGAUAGUGAAAAAGAAAUCAACGAUAGACAAUCAAAUAACAGCAAUGUAACGACAAUUUCCGCAAUUGAUAAAAACAAGGGCUAUAAUGAUGUAAAAAAUGCAAAAAAUAUUUCCGUGAGCGAUAAAUCAAAAUCUGCUGAUACCAAUACUUCUGCCGUAGAAUGUAUUCUUUCAAAGCCUACUGCUGAUCUUAGUUUGAGGACAACACCGUCUACAGACGAAUUCACUUCUUCAGACAUAUUUAGUAAUAACAACAACAGCACAGCGGAUAAAUUAAAUAAGCCAUCGCAGAUUGUACCAAGUGAUAUUUCCAUUUUUACAAGUGAAGUGAAUGCAUCUUUAGGAUAUCCACCGGGUGAUAACAUUGCGACUAAUAUCGAACAAAAUAUUACUACUCAGCUAACGUCAACUAAUAACAAAAUUGACAAUGUCUUUGAAAAUAUACCUGCCUCAACAGCAGCCAUAUCUAGCGAAGGGCCUGUUGUUCGUAUUGAAGCUAGACCCGCUUUCACGGUCGACAUAGUUAGAACAACUAAUAAUGAAAUUGGUAAUCAAAAUGCUAUGACUGAAUACAGUACAACAGAUAGACCAUUACUCGUAACUAAUACGGUCUACAAUUCAACACAUCUAAAUGAAGUUAAUUUCAACGUUACAGAAUCUCAGUAUGUAACAAGUACAUCUUCACAGAUUGAUGUCUCAACUUCUCCAAGUAAAUUAAACGAAAAUAACACUUUGAUUGAUAUGCCUAAGCCUUUGCUAGAAACUGAUAUCGUGAAUUUGAAUCUUGAUAAGCACGAUUUAAUUCUGGAAUCCGUAAUCUUACCGCCAAUUAUUGAAAAUAAUACGAACUUUAUUGAUAAUCAUUCUAACUUUUUAAGAACAAGCGAACUAACAAACAGUGUACCAAGAAGCACUACGCCUACCAUUAUAUCUAAUUCUCACAGUAGUUUAAAAAAUAAUAGUGAGCUUCUAAUCGACCCAAAUGAAUUAAGUGCUCUGAAUAUUGAGAAAGUCGAUGUUAUUAAUAAAGAAAAGACAAAUACAAAUAAUACAAUUGUACAAGUUUUUGUUGACGAAGCUAUAAACACUAUCGCGGCUUAUUCUGCAAACGAUGAUAACAAUAACAAAACUAUUCUAAUCGUUACUCCUAAAAAUAAUGAUUUAAAUGACCGGGAGUCAAAAAAUGUAAUAGAAAAUUUUACCCUCACUAACAGUGAUUCUACGUUGAAACAUGAUGCCGUUAAUGGGGUGGCACCGAGUAUCCAGAUCACAGAGACCAAUACAACCUUUGUUCCACUAGUAGACCAAUUUAACAAUAAUGGUAGUCAAACUGUUAUGAGGACAUCAUCGAUUGGUGUAUCUAAUACUCUUUUAGAUAAAAAUCUUCUGGAAACUGCUAUCGCGAAUCUGACUCUUGAUAAAAACGAUUUUGUUCCAGAAUCUGUAGGUGCAUCCAUUAUGGAAAAUGUUACAAAUUCUACUGUUAACAAUUUUAACACUUUAAGAGCAGGAGAACUUGCUGUUUUUGAGACUAUACCAGGUAUAACUCCACUUACCAAUGACUUAAAUUCAUUCAAAGUUCUUGCUAAUGAAGCUAUAAAAACGACUACGACCGAUACCUCAAACAAUAACAAUAAUAAAACCGUCCAAAAGUUUAGUACUGAAAACAAAAAUUUAAAUUACCUACAAUCCAAAAAUAGCACAGAAAAUAAUACCGCGAAUGUAGUAAUACCGAGUAUUCAAAUUACUGAGAUUGCUAACACGUUUGUUCCAGAAGUUCAAUCUAACACUAAUACCAUUCAAAAUGUACCAAAUGCAACACCUCAUGUAGUAUUAGCUCCAAAAGAUAAUUCAAUUUUCGCUACACCAUCCACUCUCACUGAUGAAUUAGAAAAUACUAUUCGAAAUGUACCAAAUGCCACACCUCACAUAGUAUUAGAUUCUAAAGAUAAUUCAAAUAUCGCUACACCAUACAGUCCCACUGAUAAACUAGAAAUCAUACAAAAUUAUGUAGUCAAUGAUACUAACGUCGAAUCAUCUAACAAUAAAAAUAAUCAAAUUUUUGAAGAAUCUAACAAAGACGAAAGACAUAAUAUUAAUAAUCAAAUACCGAAAACUAUUCGCAUAGAUUUAGUUUCGGAACCUGCAGCAGUAGGUACAAACAAUCAAAUUGCAUCUGAUCACAUGGUAGGUCCUCUGAGAAUAGAUCAACUUAAUGCUACUCUUAUUCCAAAUAUAGAGAUUACACCCAUGCCUAUUGAUUUUACAUCAAAAACCGAUCAAAUUCGAAAUCAAAAUAAUGACAAAGUUAACGUAAUAAUGCAACCAAUAACAACAAAAGCAGCAUUCAGUAAUGAUGUAAUAACUAUUGCCGCAGUUGAUACACCUAGAAAUAUGAGUAAUAAAAUUAUUGAACAAAAUUAUACGCACGUUAAUCAAACAGAUAGACCUUACAUUUUGGAAUCUAAACCAGUAGAUCCGAGCGGCCACAUAUCGACAGAAAAGAGUUUUGUUCUUUUGCCGGUAGAAAUCGAUCCUACAAUUAAGCAAAAUGUUCCAAACGUUACACCUCAGACGGAUGUAUUAACUGCCGAAGGUAUAUCUAAUUUUAAUAUUCUAGGAAACCCAAAUGCACAAACAGAGGCUGUAACAAGUGAAAAAUCUCUUCUUACAACUAAGCCAGUUAGUAUUGUUCCUAUUGAAAUAAAGAGAGUAAAAGUUAAACCAAAUUUUACGGAACCUAAUAAUUUUACAAACAACGUAAUGACAAAUGUUGCGGAUCAUGUGAUUUCUCAUAACAAUGAUAUUAUCUUGGGAUCCGUGACUGUGAAUUCCAAUACGCUACCAAAUACAGGUAGUGGUAUUAUUACGGAUGUAGUUGAAGUGAAACCUUUUAUCAAUCAAGACGUGCUUAGUAUAACACCACUGAAUGAAACUGGUAAAAAUGCAUCUACCAAUAUAUUUCCAGCUACUAUGGGCAAAAUUAUUACACAGAAAUCUAUUCAUGAAACGGAUAAAAAUAUUACAGAGAAGCCAAUCGUAUCAAUAGGAAUUGCGACAAGUAAAGUAGGUGAUACACCAAUAAAAAUAAAUGAUAAAACGGAACAAAUCUCUAUAUCUGAAUCAAAUUCGACUGAUGUAAAACAUUUAGUACCAGAACAUACAACGGACCAUUUGACUUCAAUUCAAAUAUCGCCAACAGAUAAUAUGUUGACUGCUAUAGGCAUACCUAGUACGGAUUCUAGUACGAUUGAUCAAAUGACUAAACUGGGAACAUCGUAUACUGAGAAAGCCAUCAAUAUUCCGGAAAAAUCAUCAUUAGUAACCGAGAAUAUUGGAAUUAAAGCAAGUACAGAGCCUUCCGCUGAUGUUGCAAUUGCUAUGACUAAUGAUAACGUUGUCCCAACGACAGAUCAAGUUCCUUUACUGUUGGCAGCGGAUAGUAACUUAAUCGAUAAUGACAAAGACAAAUCUUUAGUGCCAAUACCAUUGCAUCUAGUACCAGAAAACCGUAAUGAGUAUUUGACUUCCACUCAAACAUCGCCAACAAAUGCAUUGGCUAUUGUAGGUAUUUCUCAUACUGAACCUGGUCAAGAUCAAAUUACUAACCUGGAAACAUCGUAUAAUGAGAAAGUGAACAGUAUUCCGGAAAAAUCAACUUUAGCGACCGAGAUUAUCGGAAUUACAGCAAGUGCACAGCCUUCCGCAGAUGUUGCAAUUGCUAUAACUAAUGAUAACGUUGUACCAACGACGGAUCAAGUUCCUUUACUGUUGACAGUGGAUAGUGUCUUAAUCGAUAACGACAAAAAUAAAUUUGCGGCAUCAAUACCAAUCCAUUUAGUACCAGAAAAUAUUACUGAGCAGUUAACUUCUACUCAGUUAUCACCUGCUGACAUAUUAACUACUGCAGGCGUAUCUAAAACGAUAAAUCAAAUUACUAAACCGGGAACACCGUAUACUGAGAAAGUCAUCAAUAUUCCGGAAAAAUCAAUAUUAGCAAGCGAGAAUAUCGGAAAUACCGCAAGUACAGAGCCUUCCGCUUAUGUUGCAAUUGCUAUGACUAAUGAUGAAAUUAUCCCAACAACAGAUCAGGUCCCUAAACGAUCAUCAGUGGAUAACGUCAUAGCCAAUAACGACAAAUCUUCGGUACCAAUACCAAUCCAUUUAGUAACAGAAAAUAUUACUGAGUAUUUAACUUCUACUCAAUUAUCACCUGCCGACAUAUUAACUGCUGUAGGCGUGUCUAGUGCGGAUUCUAGUACGAUAGAUCAAAUUACUAAACUGGAAACACAGUAUAAUGACAAAGUCAUCAAUAUUCCCGAAAAGUCAACAUUAGCAACCAAGAAUAUCGGAAUUACAGCAAGUAUGGAGCCUUCCGCUGAUGUUACAAUAGCUAUGACUAAAGAUAACGUUAUCCCGACGACGGAUCGAGUUCCUUUGCUGUUGACAGUGCAUAGUAACAUAAUCGAUAACGACAAAGACAAAUCUUUAGUACCAAUACCAAUGCAUCUAGUACCAGAAAACCGUAAUGAGUAUUUGACUUCCACUCAAACAUCGCCAACAAAUGCAUUGGCUAUUGUAGGUGUUUCUCAUACUGAACCUGGUCAAGAUCAAAUUACUAACCUGGAAACAUCGUAUAAUGAGAAAGUGAACAGUAUUCCGGAAAAAUCAACUUUAGCGACCGAGAUUAUCGGAAUUACAGCAAGUGCACAGCCUUCCGCAGAUGUUGCAAUUGCUAUAACUAAUGAUAACGUUGUACCAACGACGGAUCAAGUUCCUUUACUGUUGACAGUGGAUAGUAUCGUAAUCGAUAACGACAUAAAUAAAUCUGCGGCACCAAUACCAAUCCAUUUAGUACCAGAAAAUAUUACUGAGCAGUUGACUUUUACUCAGUUAUCACCUGCUGACAUAUUAACUACUGUAGGCGUAUCUAAUACGAUAGAUCAAAUUACUAAACCGGGAACACUGUAUACUGAGAAAGUCAUUAAUAUUCCGGAAAAUUCAAAUUUAGCAAGCGAGAAUAUCGCAAUUACAGCAAGUACAGAGCCUUCCGCUGAUGUUGCAAUUGAUAUGGCUAAUGAUGAAAUUGUCCCAACAAUAGAUCAGGUCCCUAAACGAUCAUCAGUGGAUAACGUCAUAGCCAAUAACGACAAAUCUUCGGUACCAAUACCAAUCCAUUUAGUAGCAGAAAAUAUUACUGAGUAUUUAACUUCUACUCAAUUAUCACCUGCUGACAUAUUAACUGCUGUAGGCGUGUCUAGUGCGGAUUCUAGUACGAUAAAUCAAAUAACUAAACUGGAAACACAGUAUAAUGAGAAAGUCAUGAAUAUUCCCGAAAAGUCAACAUUAGCAACCAAGAAUAUCGGAAUUGCAGCAAGUAUGGAGCCUUCCGCUGAUGUUACAAUUGCUAUGACUAAUGAUAACGUUGUCCCAACGACGGAUCAAGGUUCUUUGCUGUUGACAGUGCAUAGUAACUUAGGCCAUAACGAGAAAAACAAUUCAUCUAUAUCAAUAGGAAGCGCAUCAAUAAAAGCACCUGCUGUGACUGAUGAAGUAAACACAUCUACCGUGGUUAAUAUACAAAUAAAUACAAACAAUACAGAUAAUGCUAUUCUAAAUACUUUCAGUGAUAUAAAUCCAGCUGCACAAAAUUUUACUGGGAUAAUGAUUACUCAAAAUAAUUUAGUUGCAGAAAAUAAUACUCCGGAUCUAAUUUCUAAAAUUAAAUUAACAGAGCUGUCCCCAAGUGUUCCUAAUUCACUUAGUGUAACAGGAAGUACCGAUAAAGUUGUCGCCACGAUAGACCAAGAUAAUGGACCAUUAAAUAUUAAGACUAUAAUGGAAGUUUAUAAUGGUACAAAAAAUACAGCGGCACUUACAGAAAACACAAUAACGAUAAAUCACACUGUCAUUAAUUUAGGUUCUGAUAAUCGACAAACAGUUUUUACCAACAUGGUUCCUGGAAAUAUUCCUGUUAAAACUGACAAAGCUAAAAUAUUACAUCAAUUUACUUUACCAGUUACAGCACAUUUGGAAAAAGUAAGUAAUAUUAAUGAAAGAUCAGAAAAAAAUAAUUUUACAAAUAAUGCCAACUUUGCUUUACCAGAUAUGUAUAAUGGUAUAAUCAUUAAUACUGGAAAGAGUAUCAACAGUCUAGAUGGGCAGAAUAUUAAUGGUGAAAACUAUAAAACAAGCGAUUUGAUACAAGACAACAAAAAUAGUGUGAAGGUAGACUUGUUAACAUCAGAUUCCAAAAAGUUACCACAAACAGACUUAAAUGUAGAUUUUAUAAAGUCUUUUAUUGAUAACGCUCCUCCUGCCAACAAUAAUGCUAAUAACAACAUUAUGAUUACACAAAGUAUUUCAAAUGAACCGCAACAUAAAGAUGCAAGUAAUGGUGGGCCUAUUGCAACGGAAAGAACUUCUACACAGGUUCCUGGCAACAUACUCAUUAAAAAAUUAUCAAAAUUAAAUUGCAUCACUUCUGAUAUAAAUAAUUUGAGUGCCACAGAAGCUUCUACUGACAAAAGGUUUGAUGAGUCCGGGAAAGGUACAAGUGUCACGGCUCCAACAUUUACUUCGAAAGAUAAUAUUCAAAGUACUAUUAUUUCAAAAGAAAACAAUAUUCCUCAGUCCCUACAAGUUACAGCUACAAGUUCACCUAUGGUAUUAGUAACAUCUACAAAUUAUAAUUCAACAAGUAUACCUUCGACCGUACAAUCGGUUGACACUGUUGUAAUUGCAGAUAUAGUUAAUAACAAACCUACAGAAACACCAGACAUAAAAACUGCAGUAAAAUCUUCAAUAGCUGAUAUAACGACAGCUGAAGUUAAAACAAAAGGUAUUUCCAUUGGUUUAAAUAACAGUGGUGGUAUUUUGGACAUUCAUUCAAUACAGUUUCCUCAUGAAUCAUCAUCGAUUUCAUCGGCAACCAAAACUUUUGAAGAUUUGCCAUCAUUAUCGAGAAAUGAAACGGCAGUAUCGAUUGGUAGUGUACAAAAAAUUGUUACAAAACAUACUGCAAAAGAUGGUUUUAUAGAUAGUGAAAAGAUACCUAGCAGUGAUAGUAAAACUAAAGAAUCUGUGAAACAAUUGGAUAAUUUAGAUAGUGGUAAUUUAAAGAGCGUUUCCAACCCUGAUAUGUUGACCUCAACUGUUCAGAAAGUAGCUAGUCAAAUAACAGUACAAUCUAAUAGUGCUAGUGCUACAAAUACUCCAACGUUUACUGUUACUGAAAAUUUAAGUUCAAAUAAUUUGGGAAAUCAUCAGAUAGAAAAUACAUUUUCCAAUAUAUAUGACCCUUCACCUGAUUACUCGCAAACAACACUAACAAAAUCCUCUUCAUCAAAUUAUUAUUUAGGAGCCAUUAAUAGUCCGGAGGAUAUAAAUUCAAAAAUGAGCACUGACACAGUAAAAACCACUUAUUCCUCGCUAACCAAUAUCCCACAAGGAGUCCAUAUUCAGAAAGCAUCAACACCUGAUUAUUUUAUAAAAAGUACAACCCAAAAUUUGGUUUCAUCAAAACAAUUAAAUGCACCUGGCACAGUUACCGUAACAGUGAAAAGAUUAUCUUCUCCAAUCGUACAAACAUUUACUAAAGACACAAUACAAAAUAUGAUGGAUCCGAUCAUUGCAGAUCAAAAAAUAAUUUCAGUUAAACAAAACGAUGACAAAAUAAUUCCGACUGCCAAUCCUACUGUGUCAACAGUUAAUUCCAAUACGGAUGAAAGAAUUAAGAUAGUGUCAACUUACAAUACUGUUAAUUCAUUGAACACAAUGCCAAGUGCGACAUUGCAACUGUCAGGCAUACAUCCUUCAUUAUCAAAAGAUUAUGUGAAUACUUUCCAGAUACAAAAUCCGAGUGAUUACGAUUUAAAUAAAUUUAAAUCAUCAAUUACAAAAUACAUUAAUAAUAUUGCCAAAACGAUAAAUGUCCCUGCAGCAGAAAACAAACAAAGCACACAAAACAUUUUGUCCACAUCAGGAUUAAACUCCAAAAAUAAUAGAAACGUUACAUAUACUACAACUCUAUUCAGUAAUAGUUUUGAUCCAAUAAAACCAAAUGUUAAUUACGUCACAAAGAAAAUAGUUAAUGAUAUUGGACUGAAAGGAGUAGUUACAAUGAAUUCAGAAAACAUACCAAUUAUUUUAAAAAACGAACCAUUGAAUGCUUUUACAUCUGGGUCCACUCAGCCAGCUGGUAGUUUAAGUACAGUUACGGUGUAUGACCAAAGUACAGUGAAUAAGCCACUAAUAACAGAAUCUUCAGUAUUGUCUACUAAAGUAAAUAAUAUACCAACAACUGUACUGGGUAGCGAAAAAUCAUUGCUUUCAACCCUGACUCCGUUUGUAACUACUGGCAGUGACUCUACACAACGGAUUGUUACUAAUUCAAACACCCACAUGUUCCAAUCUCCACUUUUAUUUAAGUUAAUGAAAAAUAUAAAUUCACCACAAGAUGUCAUUUCAAGUGUAAAAAAAGAUCAGUCAGUCAUAGCUGAUUCAAAUACUCAAUACUUUAUAAAGUCACCUGAACCAGAUUCUAUGGUAGAAACUAUGAUUUUCACCAAAGAAAGAAUAAAUGAACCUUUUAUUAUCUCCGGAAUUUCGAACGGUUUUCGUAGAUCAUAUGACGGUAGUAAUAUAACUUCGGUGCAAAAUAUUGUUAACAGUGAAAUAAAUGAUACAGGAUCUAUUCCUAAUAAUAAUAACCCAGAUACAAAAGGAAGUCCUAUUAAAUUAGUCGAUAUUGACGGGGCAGAUACUAUACAAUAUUCAGAAAGUGAUCGCUUGUCUAACGAUAAUGUAGGGAGCGAUAAAAUAGAAGAGAACGAAACAAGUGAAAAGAUAUCAACGUCGAAAGACUCUAUUGUCAAGGCGGACGCAAUUCGAAACAAAUUUCUUCCUCCCUCGUUUGUAACGUCGCAAACUAAUAUAGAUAAUAAUCCCAUAGAUCUUAAAUUAAGGCGUGAAAUAGGUACCAAAUAUUCCACAGGCGCGAUAGAGUCAGUAGCUUCUGAAGGAAAUUCACAAACAGAAGCAUUAAAAGUAAAUGAAAAUGAGAAUAAUAGUAGUUACAAUAACAUUACACCGGACUUUCAAAAGUACCCUGUACAGCUGAACUUAGAAAACCAAACUGAUAACGUAACCAUUGUAAAACGUAAUAGCACAAUCAAUGACGACCUGGUGGAUCUUACGGCAACGAAUCAUACGGUUACAGCAUAUGUACAAACUUAUUUGAACAAAGAUGGAAAACAAGGCAAUAAAACAAGUGACGCACUAAGAUUAAACGAAAGUAGUAUGCAGAAAGCAAACACUGCAAAUGUGCAAUUAAAUGCAUCCAGUAAAGUCAAAAGUACAAGUACAGAUUCUCCUCCAGUUUUUAACUGUACAGCACGCGGUAGAUACGCUGAUAAGAAUGACUGUAGGAAAUUCUAUACUUGUAUUGGUAAUCACCACCCAAUAAUGGGAACAUGCCCAAAUAAUACGGUAUUCAGCGAAAUUAACAAACAAUGUACGAGAAAUUUAUCGCAUUGCGUUAGAAACAACCAAUUUAGAUGUUUAUUAGAAGGACGGUUUAGCGACUUCUUUAAAGAUAACAUAUAUUAUAUUUGUGUUAGAAAUUGUUCAAAUCAUUUUACGAGAUACAAAUUACAAUGUCAGGAUGGUUAUCAUUUAGACAAGGAAUCGGUAAGAUGUGAAAGAGACGAAAUGACGUCAACACAAUCUGCGUCAUCCGUUAGUGAAGUCAGCAAUGAUGAAACUACUACACCUAAAACUAAGUCGGAGAAAAUAAAAAGUAGUAGUAGUGAUGAUUUUGAAUGCGAAAAGGAAGGUAACUUUCCAUACGCUAAAGAUUGUCGAAAAUAUUACGUAUGCACUAAAGUUAAAGAUGUUUAUCGGCGUAAAAUAAAAAAAUGUUCCAAAGAUGAAGUUUACGACAAAAAGAAGAAAAAGUGCGUAGACUCUGAUAGUAGAGAAUGUUAA